Molecule: messenger RNA, 1599 nt
Organism: Tetrahymena thermophila SB210
Lineage: Eukaryota; Ciliophora; Oligohymenophorea; Hymenostomatida; Tetrahymenidae
Product: MFS transporter
Exons: 8
Biological process (GO): transmembrane transport
Molecular function (GO): transmembrane transporter activity
Source: RefSeq, a predicted model, not a curated record
AUGACUGAAUUUCAAACUGAAAAUGUCAAAAUUCAAGACGAAGACGAUGAAGUUUUAUCAAAUAACAUGAAACAAUAUGAUAUUGAAGAAGCAAUGUAAGUUGUAGGUGAUUCCAACUGGUACCAAAAGAGAUCAAUUAUUUUUAUAUGGUCUAUGUUCAUUUUCAUGAGUUACAUGUUUUUCUUAGUUCCCUCAACAACUUAUCCCCCUAAUUUUACCUGCUCUGAUGGAUCUUCUUGCACCGAAACUGAUGGAGGCUGUGAUCCAGGAUCUGUCGUCGAUUCAGAUAAAAUGGCUUCUGCUGUUACUGAAUUUCAUCUUUAUUGUGAUAAAUUACAAUUAAGAAAUCUUUUGUAAUCAAUUGGAAUGGUUGGAGCAGCUUUUGGUUUAUUAGUUGUUAAUCUCUUCUCUGAUAAUUUCAGCCGUAAGAAGUGUAUUAUAUUUGUAUGGGGAUUUGGUGCUUUAUUUGCAAUCCUUUAUGGGGUUACCUAAAGUGUAGCCUUAUUGAUAAUUUCAUAAUUUGGUAUUGGCUUAGGAUAUAACUGCUUGUUAAUUCUAUUUCUUGUUUAAAUGAAUGAACUUAGUGCAACAUACAGAGUUAUGGGCAUUACUGUCGCUUAUGCAAUUAGUAGUUUAGGACAGAUCUCUAUCUAUUUUAUAAUCAUGAUUACUGAAAAUUGGAGAUAUUAAAUUCUGUAUUUCUUUGCCAUCCCUUCUGCAGCCCUUUGGAUUUUAAGUUUCUUUUUGAUUGAUGAUCAACCAAGAUUUUUGAUUUUGAAAAACAAAAAAAAAUGUGUAGAAGUUCUAAAAAGGAUUGCAAGCGCUAAUGGUAAAGAAUGUCCUAUAACAAUAGAUAAUUUAAAAUCUCCUAAUCAAGAAAAUAACCUUUCUUAAAUAGAAAUCAAGUAAUCGAAAAAGAAGUACACUUAUUAUGACUUGUUUGCCUAUAAAUCAUAAAGAAUCAUCUUGUUUCCACUAAUGUUUGCAUUAUUCUUUUUGUCCUCUUUAUAUUAUGGAACAUAACUCUCUUUGGAUUCAGUUGGUUUUACAUUCUAGCAGAACUGUCUUUACAUAGGUAUUUCUGAGCUAGUAGGAUAUCUAGCUUCAGAUAGAAUAUGUUCAAAAUUAAGAAGAAGGAAGUGGGGUAUAAUAACUCUUUUUGUUACUUCAUGCUUUCUCAUUCUAGAUGCAAUUUUCAAAGUGCCAAGCGACUGCACUGAUGAAUGCUAUCAAAAAGAUUUACAAAUGGUGUUUACUUGCUUAGCUCGUUUCAUAGUUUCAUUUUCUUUCAGUUUCUUGCUUAUAUAAAUUGGCGAGGCCUUUCCAGUUACUCUUAAAUCUAUUGGCUAUGGAUUUAUAACAGCCUUUUCUAAUAUCGGCAGUGUGAUCAGCCCUUAUUUACAAAACUUAGCCAUAGAAAUCGGAAUAGAUCCUCUCUAUAUUUUAGGUAUUGUAGGAAUGCUUAGUUGUAUUUGCAUCUUUUUGUCAAAAGAAACAUUUAAACAGCCUGAUAUUUAGGAUAUUCCAGAGUUACUUGAAGCAAACAAAAACAAUGGGAUAAAUAAACCUAUGAUGAGCAGUGCUAACAGUUAGCAAUGA